Huiozyma naganishii CBS 8797 is the source of this 2136-nucleotide messenger RNA. It is a transcript of the gene CDC5, whose product is annotated as polo kinase CDC5. Gene Ontology annotation, cellular component: spindle pole; cytoplasm; centrosome. Lineage: Eukaryota; Fungi; Ascomycota; Saccharomycetes; Saccharomycetales; Saccharomycetaceae. The transcript has a single exon. Gene Ontology annotation, biological process: protein phosphorylation; regulation of cytokinesis; mitotic cell cycle. The coding region runs from base 1 to 2136 and encodes 711 amino acids. Gene Ontology annotation, molecular function: protein binding; protein kinase activity; ATP binding. The record is from RefSeq and is a predicted model, not a curated record.
AUGUCCCUGGCUCCAUUGCAAUCGAUCAAUGAAAGGCAAUUGAACACACGGUCAAAUGCAGUUCAAACACCGGUCAAAAAUGCAGCUCACUCGUCAGCACAACAUCUCGAAAAUAAGGAGAAUGUGCCGCACAGUAAUCACAAAAGAGUUGAUUUCCAGCAACAAAAUCCUCAUCUUCAAGACCAGCAGCCACCUGUUAAGAAGAAGAAGGAAAAAUUGUCCGCACUGUGUAAGACUCCACCAUCUUUGAUCAAAACUAGGGGGAGAGAUUACCACAGGGGACAUUUCUUGGGGGAAGGUGGGUUUGCCCGUUGUUUCCAGAUUAAAGAUGAGAGUGGUAAGAUAUUUGCUGCCAAGACCGUUGCCAAGAUCUCCAUCAAAUCCGAGAAGACUAGAAAGAAGCUACUUUCAGAGAUUCAAAUCCAUAAAAGUAUGAGACAUUUCAACGUGGUCCAAUUCAUCGACUGUUUUGAGGACGAUACCAACGUGUACAUCCUGUUGGAAAUAUGUCCCAAUGGAUCCCUGAUGGAGUUGUUGAAGAAAAGAAGGACUGUCACAGAACCAGAGGUCAGAUAUUUUAUGACACAAAUCUGUGGUGCCAUCAAAUACAUGCAUUCAAGAAGAGUGAUCCAUAGAGAUUUGAAAUUGGGUAAUAUAUUCUUUGACAAGAAUUAUAACUUGAAGAUUGGUGAUUUUGGUCUCGCUGCCGUCCUGGCAAACGAUAGAGAACGUAAAUACACCGUUUGCGGUACACCCAAUUACAUUGCGCCGGAAGUUUUAAUGGGUAAACAUUCAGGACACUCGUACGAGGUCGAUAUUUGGUCCAUUGGUGUGAUGAUAUACGCUUUACUAAUCGGCAAACCACCUUUCCAAUCUAAGGAUGUCAACAUGAUAUACGAAAGGAUCAAAAACCGCGACUUCGCAUUCCCCAAAGAUAAAUACAUCUCAAACGAGGCGAAAACUUUGAUCCACGAUAUUUUAUCCACUGACCCUCUAGAAAGACCUUCCAUCGAAGAAAUAAUAGACUACGUGUGGUUUAGAGGUAUUUUCCCAUCGUGCACCCUGAGUACGGUAAUGUCGGAGGACCCAAACUAUGAACAAAUAAUAUCAGCAGAAGAGUCCUACAUUAACUUUCAAAACUGUCUGGAGAGAUCCGGUCUGUUGAACAAGGCAAAGGACUGGCAGCAGGUAUCCAUACAGCAACUUCCGGAAGAUGUCGACAAACUUGGCUCCUCAUAUUACAGACCAAGUACUAUACUGCCGCAAUCCCUGUCACCUGGCGAUACUAGAAAUAAAUACCAAGAAAUUGUCGAUCUAGACGCACAAAGAAAGCUAAACGACUUGGCCAGGGAAUCGAGAAUAAGAAGAGCAAAACAGGCAACUUUGAAGAAAGACCUGGUAGCUAACUCGACAAACGUCAUCAAAUCGGAGAUAUCUCUAAGAAUAUUGGCCAGUGAAUGCAGUUUGACUCUCAACGGUAUCCUGGAGGCAGAGGCACAGAAAAAGAUGGGCGGGUUACCACCUUCUAGAUUACCUCCUAUCAAGCAUCCAAUGAUUGUUACUAAAUGGGUAGACUACUCCAACAAACACGGGUUUUCUUACCAAUUGUCCACGGAAGAUAUUGGGGUUUUGUUCAACAACGGCUGCACAGUCCUUCGCUUGGCAGAUGCGGAAGAGUUUUGGUAUAUUAGUUAUGAUAAAAGUGAAGGUUGGGUUGCAAGUCAUUACUUACUGAAGGAAAAACCACAGGAGCUUUUGAGACACUUGGAGGUGGUUGAUUUUUUUUCAAAGUACAUGAAGGCAAACUUGAGCAGGGUUUCAACAUUUGGAAGGGAAGAGUAUCACAAGGAUGACGUCUUUUUAAGAAGGUACACGAGAUACAAAACAUUUGUCAUGUUUGAGUUAAGCGAUGGUACUUUCCAGUUCAACUUCAAAGAUCACCACAAACUGGCAAUCUCAGAAGGUGGGAAACUGGUCACGUAUAUUUCCCCAUCUCAUGAAAGUUUGACGUAUCCCCUGGUAGAAGUUUUGAAGUAUGGUACAAUCCCCAGUUACCCAGAAAGUAAUUUCAUGGAGAAAAUAGUCAUCAUCAAGGAAGCAUUAAAGCAAAAAUCUUCAGUUAUAAGGGUCGACUAG